Molecule: messenger RNA, 1483 nt
Organism: Syngnathus acus (greater pipefish)
Lineage: Eukaryota; Metazoa; Chordata; Actinopteri; Syngnathiformes; Syngnathidae
Gene: tha1
Product: threonine aldolase 1
Exons: 7
Coding region: 176-1465 (429 amino acids)
Biological process (GO): L-threonine catabolic process; glycine biosynthetic process
Cellular component (GO): cytosol
Molecular function (GO): L-allo-threonine aldolase activity
Source: RefSeq, a predicted model, not a curated record
ACAAAUAUUUUAUUUAAAAAAAGAUAAUAUAUUUUCUAUCAUACAAGUACGUUAUGUUUGUAUAUUAUAAUGAGUAUGUGGCGCCACCCAGUGGACAAUCUUGACACGUGCAAUUUUGACCAGCUAUUCGGGGAUCAGUUAACCGUCCUGCAUGAGGUCAAGUAAAUGAUUAUCGAUGCAAUCGAUCCAAAGUUCAAUCCCGAUUUUUCAAACUGUUUACACUGCAGCAAUGUCCCUCAAAACAGUUUGUUGUAAGUUUCAUUUUUGGGGUCGCGUCGUCGCUCUACCAUAUGCCGGAAAACGAAGUUACGACAACAGCCGGAGCUCCGGACCAUCCGAGUCCUGCAGGGCGACUCGUGUACGGGUUGUGGACCUCCGCAGCGACACGGUGACCAAACCAGGACCAGCGAUGCGCCGGGCCAUGGCUGAGGCCGAAGUCGGAGACGAUGUGAUGGGCGAAGACCCCACAGUGAACGAGUUGCAGAAAAUUGCAGCUAACAUGUUUGGAAUGGAGGCAGCGCUCUUUGUCCCCUCGGGAACAAUGAGUAACCUCAUCGCAGUGAUGGUGCACUGCAGGGAGCGUGGCGAUGAGAUAAUCGUGGGGGACCGAUCCCAUUUGCACAUCUACGAGCAGGGAGGCAGCGCUCAGCUCGCCGGCGUCCACGCCACGACAGCCAACACUCUCGCCGACGGCACCUUCGACCUGGACCAGCUGGAGUCUAAGAUCCGCCACGACUACCCGAACCCCCACUACCCCCGGUCGAGACUUAUCUGCGUGGAGAACACGCAUAACGUACAAGGAGGACGUGUCAUGCCGCUUCGCUUCCUGCAAGAGGUGCGAGCUCUCGCCGACAAACACGGCCUGUCAGUGCACAUGGAUGGAGCGCGCCUGAUGAACGCUGUAGUGGCACUGGGGGUCCCGGUGACGGACAUAUUGCAGCACACACACACUGUCAGCGUGUGUCUCUCCAAGGGACUGGGUGCCCCGGUAGGAACCAUGCUGGCUGGGCCCAGAGAUUUGAUCUCCCAGGCGGUGAGGUGCCGUAAAGCUCUGGGGGGUGGGAUGCGUCAGGCCGGCAUUCUGGCAGCGGCAGGGAAACUGUCUUUGCUGGACAUGGUCGAAAGACUACAGGAAGAUCAUGAUAACGCAAAAACCUUCGCUCGAGCCUUGCAAACAUGCGAGCCGCCCCUGUUUGCCGUGGACAUGGCGGCAGUGGAGACAAACAUUCUGCGAUUCGGAAUCCGAGAACCCGCCUUGAGUCCCGCGGAGUUCUGCGACCGCAUGGCCAAAGUUGGAGAUGGAGAGGAAGACGCGCUGGGCCAGGGCGUACAAGUCCUCAUGUACCCUUAUUUUCGUAAUUCUGUGAGAGCCGUGUGGCAUCUGGGCAUAUCGGCCCAAGAUACGCAGCUGGCCAUCAGGAAAUUGCAAUUUGUUGCCCGGCAGUGCUUGAAGAAUAAACAAUAAAGGGGCUUGAAAAAUGUU